AUGGAAUUAUCUGGCUAGAGCGACCUAGUAAAAGAGCCUUUCCAAACAGUCUUUGACCUACAAAAUAAGUAGCUCCAGCAGUGCAGAUAAGAAUUAAAUUAAAUAUAUCUAAAUUAGCAUUAUUAUAUUACCUCCAAGUAAUCAUUAAGCCUGAUGAAAUAAUAGAUCCAAAAUAACCAUAUUACAUCAAUACAGCCUAAGAGAGCUUUCUCCUCAUAUUAUGGAUAAUUAUAUCCAUAGUUGAUAAGCUUAGACUAAAGAUAAUAGCUAAAAAAUAACCAAACGUUUAGUGGCGUUAUUAAUCCCUCUACUCUUUUGAUAAAAACAUAUAAUCAUCACUACUUGAAGAGGUAAAAAAAUCAAUAAUUAAAUGAGGCUUAAUAAUCAAUAAAAUUCCUAUUAUAUUUAGAACUGAAGGUAAAAAGAUAGGACGUCUGA
This is a messenger RNA of Tetrahymena thermophila SB210, 438 nucleotides long. RefSeq lists its product as hypothetical. The record is from RefSeq and is a predicted model, not a curated record. NCBI's taxonomy places the organism in Eukaryota, Ciliophora, Oligohymenophorea, Hymenostomatida, Tetrahymenidae. The transcript has a single exon.